AUGCUCUCCCGCAUUCCCCCACAGACCCAUAACUCCUACUCGGAAUUCCACGACUAUGCUCAGAGACCCGACAUGAUCACUUCUCAACCUCAGCAGCUUACCUCGAUGCUCCAGAACCAACCCAAACCAUACGACAAUGACAAUCUGCAAGCCGGUCGCAAGAGAAGAGAGUCGGAGCUGGACCAAAAUGAUACGAACGAUUCGGCGGCAGUCCGACGACGAAUAAGCCGUGCCUGCGAUCAGUGCAAUCAACUACGUACCAAAUGCGACGGCAAACAGCCCUGUGCCCACUGUACGGAUAAUGCUCUCGUCUGCGAAUAUGCUCGCGCUCAUAAGAAACGAGGGCGGGCUCCAAAGAAAGAGACGGAUGCCGCCGAUGAUUCCAACUAUGCCAAUACCGCUCAACCGGCCAACAACAAUGCCUCCGCUGUUCGCCAGUCGGCUGGUCCCAGAAAGUAUUCCACCACUUCCUACGCCGGUCGCGAUAGCAUGCUCGAUGGAAAUCCAUUGCCUACCAACACCACACCCUCUAGCGCUGGGUUUGACGCCAACCAUCAUCAGGCGGCUUUCUUUACCAGUUUUGAUCCCUCUUCGGGAGUGGGUAUUCCUGCGGCCCGUCAAUUGCACGAGAUGGAUCAGUCCAUGGUACCUCAAAUUACCCAAAGUCAAGCCAUUGAUUUUGCCGUUCCCAACCAAGCGUAUGCGCCAUCCACCCUCGACUCCAUGCACGUGCAAGGGGCAGCACAAGGCUUCGGGUUUCCGCUGGGAGACGACUAUUCAGUCGCGUUCAUGGGUAAAGCACCUAUGGUCGAAUCGCCGGAUUGGCUUGCGCUCACGUCGCCCAUGUUCAUCAACGACCCCUUACCGGCUCAGCCUCGCAUCACAGAUACGCUAAGAUAUCCCGUGCUCCGUCCUCUGCUGCCUCACAUUGAAUCCAUCAUUCCUCAAGCUUUAGCGUGCGAUCUGUUGGAGCAAUACUUCACCAGUUCAACUUCGGCGUAUCUGAGACCUGCCAACCCGUACAUAUUGGGCUACAUCUUCCGAAAGAAGUCUUUCUUGCACCCUACCGAUCCCCGUCCAUGUACUCCUGCACUCCUGGCGAGCAUGUUGUGGAUCGCGGCGCAAACCAGUGAUGCUGCUUUCUUAACAACUCAAUUAGACGCGCGAGCUCGGAUCUGUCAAAGAUUGUUGGAACUCACCAUAAACAUGCUCAAACCUCUAAUUCACAGCCACCCCAGCACCUCCGCUCCGACGCCGAAUCCCAACUACCCGCAGAUGGCGGCCAAUGAUGGCGGGUUGGGUGCUCUCGUUGUGCCAACACAUUCCGGAGGUCACGGCGUCGAUCGGGCACAAAUUGACAAUCUAGCGACGUACAUACACCUGGCUACGGUGGUGUCCGCGAGCGAACGAAAAGCAGCGAGCCUCCGAUGGUGGAAUGCUGCUUGGUCACUCGCUCGAGAAAUCCGGCUGGGUCGUGAGCUUCCUCCUAAUCCGCCGGAGCAGGAUGGCGAAGAAAAUAAUGCUGGAAGCAAUCACACAGACGGCCACUCGGGAGAAAACCGAAAGACCUCUGUGGAUGAUACGCGGCGCAACUCUAUCGGCUAUGUGUCGGAAGAAGAAAGGGAGGAACGACGGCGGACCUGGUGGCUACUGUACAUGCAAGAUCGUCAUCUAGCGUUGUGUUACAAUCGACCCAUGUUCUUCCUCAACAAGGAGUGUGAGAGCCUGCUGCAGCCACUGGACGACGACGUCUUCCAGGCCGGGCGAUUCGACAAGGCGUCGGAUCCCGCGCAUCGCAGAAGAGGGUUAAACAUUGAAUGCACGUCGCACAGCGUGUUCGGCUAUUUCCUGCCUCUGAUGGUAAUCCUGGGGGAGAUUUUGGAUCUCAAUCACGCCCGCAAUCGACCACGGUUUGGACCUAGGGCUAACAAGGCUAAAAACUGGGACGAUCACACCGACGAGAUCACUCAACAGCUGGAGACGUAUGGACAGAGUCUGAAAGAUUUCGAGGCCUCCGGAGGACAUUCUCAAGAUACCAGCCACAACGAUGUGGUUACUCCAUCGGUGGUAUCGGCGGGCACGAAUGAGUCCCACAGUGCUUCGGAACUGGCGCUGCAGACCAAGACUGUUGUCGCCUAUGGGACACACAUUAUGCACGUGCUGCAUAUUCUCCUGACCGGCAAGUGGGAUCCGAUUGCGUUACUGGACGACAACGACCUCUGGAUUUCUUCUCAGUCAUUUGUAACUGCCACGGGACAUGCGGUGAGCGCCGCUGAGGCAGUGGCCGAAAUCAUCGAGGAUGAUCCGGACCUGAGCUUUAUGCCCUUCUUUUUCGGCGUGUAUCUUCUUCAAGGCAGUUUCUUGCUGUUAUUGUUCGCGGACAAACUGCAAGGCGACGUCAGUCCCGAUGUGGUCAAGGCUUGUGAGACGAUUGUUCGAGCGCAUGAGGCGUGCGUCGCCACCUUGGAUACGCAAUAUCAGCGCAACUUCCGGAAGGUGAUGCGAUCGGCUCUUCAGCAAGUGCGAGGACGCAUCCCCGAGGAUUUGGCCGAGCAGCAACAUUGGAGACGCGAGGUGCUUGCUUUGUACAGAUGGACUGGUGACGGCACCGGCCUUGCAUUGUAA
Molecule: messenger RNA, 2625 nt
Organism: Cladophialophora bantiana CBS 173.52
Lineage: Eukaryota; Fungi; Ascomycota; Eurotiomycetes; Chaetothyriales; Herpotrichiellaceae
Exons: 2
Coding region: 1-2625 (874 amino acids)
Biological process (GO): DNA-templated transcription; regulation of DNA-templated transcription
Molecular function (GO): DNA-binding transcription factor activity, RNA polymerase II-specific; zinc ion binding; DNA binding
Source: RefSeq, a predicted model, not a curated record